This is a messenger RNA of Sabethes cyaneus, 1215 nucleotides long. Its product is annotated as regulator of microtubule dynamics protein 1-like. Gene Ontology annotation, molecular function: microtubule binding. Gene Ontology annotation, cellular component: mitotic spindle pole; spindle microtubule; cytoplasm. The record is from RefSeq and is a predicted model, not a curated record. NCBI's taxonomy places the organism in Eukaryota, Metazoa, Arthropoda, Insecta, Diptera, Culicidae. Bases 114 to 1112 code for a protein of 332 amino acids. The transcript is spliced from 3 exons.
UUUUGUUUCUUGUAUUUUUCACGUAGUCUCUUCUUUUUACAACACAAAGUUAGUAGAGCUGAGUGUGUAAACCAGAACAAAGCAAAGUAGUGCUAGAUGUUCCAAAAGCAAAUAUGGUAAUCCAAAGGUUCAACGUUCAACGUUAUAGCCAGCUGUUGAUAGCUAGUGUCGUGGCACUAAGACAAACACCACUAAUUCAGAGCUGGAGGAAUUUCUUUGAUUCCAAUUAUUUGCUGCAGCUGCGACGGGAAUAUCUUGUCUUGCAAAGAUUACUGCAAAGAAAAACGUGGCCAAGUGGAGCGCAACGAACAAGCAGUAAAAUACCGAUAACGUUUCUUGCGUCACUUUCAUUGUUUUCCUCAACUGGUUCCAAAAAAUCUGCAGAAGAGCAAAACAUUCAAACCAAGAUGACUGAAGAAGCUGCUAAAAAUCUUGCGGAUACAAUUCAACAUUCCGAUCAGCUGUUCGAUGAGAACAAUUUCCAAGAGGCUUACGAUUUGCUUCAGAAAUGUUCGGAACGUGAAAAAUAUGAAAUCAAAUGGCGUGUAGCGCGAGCGCUGUACAACCUUUCGAAGACCAUUCCGAGCCCGAAGAAAGAGGAGAUGAUCCGGGAAAGUUUUCAAUUCGCCACCGAAGCCCUGGCACUGAACGACAACGACUAUGCUUCACACAAAUGGUACUCGAUUCUGUUGGAUGCCAAGAGCGGUCUGGACGGCAUCAAGGAACGCGUAACGCAGCUCGAAAACGUAAAGUUGCAUAUGCGUAAGGCUGUUGAGCUUAACCCGGGUGAUGCCACCAGCUGGUUCAUACUGGGUCAGUUCUACUACGGUCUGGCGGAAUUACCCUGGUACCAGAGGAAGAUAGUGUCGACCAUUUUUGCUACGCCACCGACCGGCACAUACGAGGAGGCUUUGGAGUGCUUCGAGAAGGCCGAAAGCACCAAACCCAAUUUCUACUCGAUGAACCAUCUGAUGCUGGGGAAGACUUAUCAAGCCUUGAAGAGGACGGAUAAGGCGAAGGAGUUUCUCACGUUGGCAGCCAAUGUGACAGUGCUGAACGAGGAUGAUAAGCAAGCAAAGGAAGAGGCCGCUAAGUUGCUGAAAAAAUUGUAGAGCUCAGAGGUUUGGGGAAUAAUGAGAGAUGUUGAGACAAUUAAUCGUUAAUCGUUAUUUUAGGCCUUAAGAAAGGGAGAGUUUUUAAAUAUAUGGUAUGGUU